Molecule: messenger RNA, 1622 nt
Organism: Owenia fusiformis
Lineage: Eukaryota; Metazoa; Annelida; Polychaeta; Sabellida; Oweniidae
Source: the annotation of a GenBank genome assembly
UGCAAUUUUACUUCCGGGACGAAAUUUAUAAAUCCACAAUUUCGACGAUUAGUACGAUUUCUAAAUAAUGGGAGCUAGUGUUAUCGGGAAAUUUGAGCCGCAGAUAGGGAAUUAUGUAGAGUGUCUAUUGACUGAAGGAAAAAUUGGUAUUUGUGAAGGAAACAUAAGAUUAACCGAUAUCACAUCUGGAUGCAACACACUCCAGGUAGAGAAGGGACCAUGCUGUGAUCGGUUCAAAAUGCUACUACCGUAUGGGGGUCAUUCCAUAACAUGGGAAGUGUUGUUCAACAGUUGUUACCCUGAAGAGCCACCAGAUUUCAUAUUUGGCAAUGAUGAGCAGUUCUUUCUGCCAGAUUUAUUCAAUCUUGUUAGUCUUCUAGAAUGGGACCAUACAGAUCCGAAGUCACUAUUAUAUGUAGUACAAGAGCUGUUAGACCAGUACAAAUCGUACCAACACAAUCUCAUUGAAGCAGAGUCAAGAUUAAAGUUUGAAUAUCAGUCUAUUGCAGAGGAGCUAGGGAAAGAUGCGAUAGAGGUGCAUGUUAUGAAAAAAGGACAAUAUAAAAUAGGCCCAAUAUCAUUUCUUAUCAAACUCGAUGUUGAUUUCUCAAGGAUUCCAGCCUAUUUGACAAAGGAUAAUCCUGGUGAAGACUCUGCGGUCCUCUUGGUGAACUUUUCGUCAUCUGAGGGUGGUAGGGUCACAUCACAGCUCUAUCUCUCCCCCAGGGUGGAAGUAGCUCUUGGAGGAUCAGCUGGACUAAGAAUACCAAGUUUCCCUAGCAAUGGAUGUAUGAUAGACUAUGUCCCCAGCAUCAAAACACUGCUCACUAAUAAGGUGGAUCAGACCUGUGAGACUUAUGAGAAGAGGAAGGAGUAUGUAUCAGCUUUCCUCAGUCACUAUGGCAGGUCCGUUCAGGAGUAUGACACAGAGAGUUUCUCCAAAUUGACUUUUCUGUUUGACUGGCGCAACUUUUCCUUUCUAGUCUCAAUUGAUAUUCCAAGGAGCUUCCCCCAGGACUGCCCCACGUUCACAUUUCACUCUGUUUACCAUGAACUGAAUGGAUUGCCAUAUAGCAUGAAGAAAUCUACAUAUCCCUACAGUCCAAGGUGGAAAGGCACAGAGAUGGCAGAGAGAGCAAGGGCUGUCAUUUUAGAGACUGUAGAAGUAUUUCAACAAAAUUCAAUAAAAGAAGGAAGCGCAACCUGACCCUUCCCAACCUAUAAACCCAUCGAGUAUCGCGGUGAUGUUUGGAUUAGAGUUGGCCUAGCCUACAACCCCCAUUGUUGUGAUGCACCAUGUAAACACACACCAGUUAUUGCAAUGUACCAGGAAUUGAACACUUGUGUGUGGGACAAAGUAUGAAACAUGUGACAUUUAACCAACAGAGGUGAUCUUGUUUGGAUCAUGAUCAGAAGAUUUCUAUGGCAUUCAGAAUUAUUGUGGACUAUUGUUCAGAAAUGUGAUAUGAAUAGUUAUUAUGUCACCCAAAAGUGGUGACAUAUUUCCUCCAACUUCUUUCCGGUUGGUGUUCAGCAGUUGGUGUUUGUUGUUAGGUGCCUGUUACAAAUGGCAAGUAGUAACAUUUUGCAUGUUAAUGCCUUAUUAGACUUGUACAUGUCAU